This is a messenger RNA of Maniola jurtina (meadow brown), 3853 nucleotides long. RefSeq names its product protein tramtrack, alpha isoform (gene ttk). The coding region runs from base 625 to 2133 and encodes 502 amino acids. Gene Ontology annotation, cellular component: nucleus. The transcript has 3 exons. Gene Ontology annotation, biological process: regulation of transcription by RNA polymerase II. Lineage: Eukaryota; Metazoa; Arthropoda; Insecta; Lepidoptera; Nymphalidae. The record is from RefSeq and is a predicted model, not a curated record. Gene Ontology annotation, molecular function: protein binding.
GUAGCGCCUCAUCACGCCGAUAUAAACGAGAUUAAAACUCCUUACGUGGUGAUCGUAAAUCAUUGCCAAAUAUAAACCACCCACCCUAACCUGAGUCACGUCGCAUAUUUCCCAGUACCGUGAGGGCGAUCUCGGUUGCACGAGAGGAAAUCAAUAAAUUUCAAUAAAUCAAUAUUUUACCGUGCACCCUGCGCUGAAUAUAUCUGCUGCCGCCAUUUCGAUGAUGACGACGUAUUUUUUGUGAGAGAUAUUCGAGUAGCGGAGCGAGUUGGUUCGCCGCGCGGGGUUGCGGGCUGCGGCCGUCAGUCGUCGGGUGAGCGGGGUGCGACGUAAACGCGGUCUCGGACUAUGGCGGAAGGGCUGAUCCUCAUUCCCAUAAAAGGGUCGAGUUGAUCGUGGUGCAGAUACGUGUGAUCUCCCUGCGCCCGUCAAACGGAAUGCACUAUGAAACAAAUUAAAGAUGGCUUCUAAGUAAAUAUUAUACAUUGUUAAAGAUUUGUUGUAUUAUUCAUGGAAUACGAGAGAACACUUAUGUAUACAUCAUUGAAAUAUUGUUGAUACGUUAGCUUUUAAGCCAGGACUAGUAUCGAUCAUAUCUUCCGAAGAAGGAAAUAUAAAGUAAAGAUGGCUACGCAAAGAUUUUGUUUAAGGUGGAACAACCACCAAACCAAUAUGUUGUCAGUGUUUGAUCAGCUACUACACGCAGAAACGUUCACUGACGUAACGCUGGCCGUAGAAGGCCAAUUGCUUAAAGCGCAUAAAAUGGUUUUAUCGGCUUGUAGUCCUUACUUCCAAGCCCUAUUUGUUAAUCAUCAAGAAAAACAUCCUAUUGUUAUCUUGAAGGAUGUUCCUUACUCUGAUAUGAAAAGCUUGUUAGAUUUCAUGUACAGAGGGGAAGUCAGCGUCGACCAGGAGCGUCUGACGGCAUUCCUCAAAGUAGCUGAAAGUUUAAGGAUAAAAGGACUCACAGAAGUCAAUGAAGAAAAAUGCGAUAUUCCCGCAUUAACAAACUCGUUAAUACAACAACAACAGACCAAUACCUCUGCACAUACUCCGCCGCCUCAGUUACACAGAAUACAUCCAUACAUGCACCAAAAGAGGCCUGCGUCAGGAAUUCCGAGUGGAGGGGCACCUCCUAAUUUACUUAUGCCCUUAUUGGGUAACGCUUUAAUGCAACCGAAACGGAAACGAGGUCGACCCAGGAAAUUGAGUGGAAGCUCUAGUGAUGCCCUAAACACAGCCGCCAGUCCGCCGGGCGAAUUCAUACCGGAAUCUGCGUCGCAUACAUCUUCAAACAGGGCGGGAGAUCAAUUGGUUCGUGGCUCACCGUCAGAAAUGUUAGAAGUUAAGAUGUCAAUGGAUGGAUUCAAUGCUGAAGAUGGAGCUACAUCUGGUGGAGAAGAUGGAGGGGAGACGUUAAUGAUAGACGAGGGCGAUGAUGCUCAGUCCAACGAGGCUCCGACGUCGGGCAAAGAUUCGGAAUCAGCAGGUCGUGGUACGCCUGAUUUUGAAAAAGACAUAAAAUAUGUGCAAUCGCCGACAAACGAUGGCCAAGGAAAAAAUUAUAUAAAUCCUUCGACACAAUCUGCAUCCACCUCGAAUGAAUAUCAUAACGAUUCCAUUAAUAAUAACACAUUACCAACAGGAGGACAAAUGCAAAGACCAGCCGUGAGAAGGCGUAUAAGGAGGAGAGCGAAUUCAGCGUCCAAUGAUCCUGCGGAACAAUUAACGGAAAUGUCAGUCCGGGGCCUGAAUCUAUUCAGGUACGCUUCCGUGAACGAGGGCGUAUACCAAUGCACGGAAUGUGCGAAAGAGAACAUACAGAAAACUUUCAAAAACAAAUAUUCAUUCCAGAGGCACGCCUUCCUCUAUCAUGAGGGCCAACAAAGGAAAGUAUUUCCUUGCCCUGUCUGCUGCAAAGAAUUCUCUAGGCCUGAUAAAAUGAAGAACCACAUGAAGACUACGCACGACUACUAUGUGCCCAAGGACUGUGUUUAUCCACCGAGUGCUUUCUUUAUGUUACCUGGCAUUGAAGGCCAGCUACCUCCUGGGAUCAAACUGGAAGCGGUUGGAUCAGGCUCGCCUCACGGCUCAACACCUUCACAUUCUUCUCCUGAUCCCACACAAGCUUAAGAUGAACUUUGUUUCGAGUAUUACGGAUUCCAUAUUAUCAAUAUUAAUUUGAAUCGUAAAUAUAGUGCCUUCGAAAACGCCUUUAUAUCAUAGUUAUUCUUGAAAAUAUAAAUCGUUAGAGUUAGAACCUCUAGAGUUCAAUAGUCAUAGUAUUUGUUCUAUUUUUGGAGUGAAAUUUUAAUGAACACUUUUAUUAUAAGUAUUUCCAAUGAUACUGUUAUGCAUUUAAUAUCUAAUGAUUGUUACAUAGAGCUCAUUGUUUUUACAUGUAAAAGUAUGGUUGUGCAAAUAUUAGACAAUAAUUUACACAAUUUAAUGGAGGCCAGUUACGCAACUACUACGGCGUAUUAAAUUUUAAUUGUUACAUUUACUAGCAUUAAUAGGUGCUUUGCAAGUCUGAAAUGUGCCUUCCAAUCGUUUUCUACUCUUGACUUUUAAACCUGUUGUUUCAAAUAUCCUUUUUAUUCCUCUUACUACUUAAAAUAUAUCGCAAGACACCGACCAAAGACUGUACCUAAUUAACAUUUAUUUGUCUUCGCAAUACAUUUUCGAAAAAGAAAUGAGAAUAUUUAAAUUAUGAGACUAUGUCUCUAGCUAACUUUCAACAUCAACAGGAUUUUUAUGUGCUAAACUGAUUUUUUAAAUAAUGUCUCUUGAGGUAUUUUUAAAUAUUGUCUAGGUUAGUAAAGCUAAUUGCAACAACCAGAAGAAAAUAGCAGAAUAAUGAUAAGUGAAAAUAUUAUUGGAAAAUUAUAUAUUAUUACCUACUAUAUUUCAAAGAUUUCUUAUUCAAGACUUUAUAAUAUUAUAGUGUUUCAGUUUUAGUGAGCCUAAUCAUACGAUACAUAUUUAAAUCGUUACGGUCGACAUAUAUUGUUAAAGUAAUAGAUCAAAAUGUAUACAAUAAAUAUGCUUACGUAAAAUAUAGUGCCAUAGCGCAUAUGUUAAUGUUGUAUAAAAUAACGUGUCCAUCUUUAUCUGUUCAUUUUAGGGCUUAGGGUAAAGAAGGUUCUAGGUCACCUAGAAUCCGAGAAACGACAAUCAGCAGUUCUUCCAUUGAUAAGGGAAAUAAUUUGUUAGAUGUUAUGAAUAAUCUCCACGGAUAUAUUUUUAAGUUCUCGUUUAAUAGUUAUUAUAUUAUAAGAUUAUAUUAGAAAGAGUUUUGAUAACACGAGCAAUUUCUUUUAAAACUGUAGAAUUAUAUACAUAGAUUUUAGGUUUAUCUACUUAAAAUAUUAUUGAGUUUGUGUUUAAAUUUAGCGCACAAUUUUAAGUUUAUGUAAGGUUGAUAGGUUCAAGUUGCUGUAUAUAUUUAAGGAUAGACUUGAAUCUUUAUAGAUUUUAUAGUUGCCGAUAAGGUAUUAACAAUUUUGAAGUGUGAUUUUUAGAUAGAUGUACCAGCGCCAGUCAAUCGCACAAAAUGAAACCGUUCUAGCGUUGUACCUACGUUACAAUUGCGCGUAUUGCCGAGACAGUCAUAAUAUGAUGACCAGCCUUGAUUUUUUUGCGUUUUGUUAAUUUAAACGAGAUACCGUGGUGUUUAUUUUUGCCCUUUUCGUGUUUUAAAUACCGAUCAUUACUAUACUUUUGCACUCAGCAUUCGCUCUAAAGCCCACCGGUUUAACUGUUUCUCUGCAGUUAGCACAAAAUAGAUUUAGCCAAUUUUCACAAACUUUUCUACAAUAAUUAAAGUCACAAAAAUGCAACUUUUCAAUUGCCA